Molecule: messenger RNA, 2607 nt
Organism: Phialemonium atrogriseum
Lineage: Eukaryota; Fungi; Ascomycota; Sordariomycetes; Cephalothecales; Cephalothecaceae
Exons: 6
Coding region: 1-2607 (868 amino acids)
Source: RefSeq, a predicted model, not a curated record
AUGGAUCGCGCCCGGACCGAAUUCUACAUUUCCUCCCCCUGGCGCUGGAAGCCCAAGGGAGUAGAUCAUGUCCUUCGAAAGAUGGCUGACACAAUGGCUCAGGAGGGUGCUGAGUUCACGUUCGACACCGAAUCUUCCUUCUUCAAGGUAAAAUGCCUUGCAAGGGAUGAAGAUAGGACCAUGAACCAGUUCAAGAUUAUCCAGGAAGAGAUCGAGGAUGAGGUCCUCAGGUCAGGUACCAACGAGUUCCUGCACCCUAACGGCACCAUCAACAGGGGACUCGAUAGCGAUCUGAUUGGGUACACUCCCGAGCACAAGGUUGUCAAGAAUGUAGGAGGUUCUCACAAAGAGUACACCCUGCCUUCUACCUCUACCCAGUUCCAGCUCCAUGAUGUCUGGACUGGGCUCGAGACAGGCAACCAGAAAAUGGCAAUUCACGACUUGUUGAACGAAGAGCGAUUUGCCCUUAUUGAAAGGACCAACCAAGUUGCCGUGUCCUACAACCUCUCUGGCAAAGCUGUCUAUAUUUUUGCCAAUGCCGUGGAAGCCAUCGAGAAAACCUUCGACAACCUGGACAACUUGCUCGCAGGAUUGAAAAUCAAGGAUCCUGUUCCGACACAUAUCUUCAAUACCGAGUCUUACGUCGACAAUUCCCACGAGACCUUUUUCGCCGAUGCUCGGUAUAUCGGCAAUAUCACCCCUGCUCUCUUGACAACCACCCUUCUUGACCGACGGCUUUACAACGACCCUGCUGUGGCCUACCCAGCCCUGCCCAGAGCAAUAUCUCUGCGGCUCUGUCAAUUCGAUGAAAGGAAGCAGUACCACGUGUCUCUCCUGGGACCUGCGAUCAAGACCGUCCAUCCUCCUCCGAGAUCUACCAAAUCCAGGGUUAGGACGCGACUAUUUGGCCUAGGUUAUAGAGUCCGAGCUGAGAAGGGCCGGGGACCAAAUGCCAGAGAAUGGAUUGCUGGCCCGGGCCAGGGCGUCAAUGCUGGAUUCCCAACCCAGGCUUCGCAAGAACAUCCAGCUUUGGAGCAGGAGGAGGACAAGAGCGCCCAGGUGGAGAACUGGCUCAUCGAUAUCUCGACCAACGGCGGACCUCAACCGGCAGACUCUGUCGCGCUUGAUGAGAUGAAAGCAGUCCUCGAGAAGCUCGCCCCGUCAAAGUCCCAGACUAAACGGACAGCUGAGGAAUUAAAGAGCAUCAAGGAUUUCCCCACGGCAUCCUCACCGAUCUCUUUUGGGAUGGGUGCUCUGGUCCCGGAGCCGACGAGUAGUGCCAUGCAACUCGGACCCGAGUCCAAGAGCCCUGUCAAGACCGCCUUGGAGCGGCAGUCUGGGCUCCAGAUUCCGGCUGCCGAUAACACGGCUAAGGAAGCUGAGCGGAAGGACUCGGUGAAGGGAACUGUGCAGAAGAAGGCCAAUGCCCGGGCCGCUGCUGGGGUUCAUAUUGUGGAGAGGCCCGACUAUUCCUCGCAAUUUGCCCCAAAGAUGGACGAUGCGAUCAGACAACUGGUCGCCAAGGGACCCUAUCUCCCAGGCAAGAUCACCCUCCGAGCCGACUUUGGCCGUGUCCUCCUGCGAGGCAUCGAUGAGAGUGCGCUCAACUUUAGGGCGGAAGGCUCGAGGAGCAACGGCUGGCCUCUAGAGAUCCUAUCACAGAGGCUUAGAGAGUGCAAGGGCACGUCCUUCACGAAGAUUCUCACCACGGACGGAGUGGAUGUCGAAUACCUGGUCGGCAUCCGAGAUGCUAGGACGGGCCAACUGCUGUGGAACCCAGAGCCAACGAACCGUACAAUCUACUCGUUCGCUUGUACCGCAGGCCAAGGGAAUAAGAAUAAGGAGCAGUUCUUCCUGGACAUCGAUGGGACCGAGGACGCCUUCACCUAUGUUCUCCGCGGGAAGAACGAGGACAAGGCACCCAUCUGGGUCCAUGGCCUCCUGCGGAACUGGGAUUUUCGCGUGGCGAUGUCGCACACGAACGUGGCCGAGCUGGAGAACAAGUUCGGGCCGUUCGCAAGGUCGCUCGUUGCCAACCUGCAGGUGACAUUGGCCAGCGAGACGGACGACCCCCGCCUCCGAUGGGGCAUCCACGACGACUUCCACGUCGCCGUCAACCACAUGCGCACACUGACAAAGUGGCGCUUCAUGAGCCGGGACGGCGAGAGCCACCUCAACAUCACCGAGGUCCUUGAGAACGAUGUCCAGGGUUGUAAGUCAUCCCCGGACAUGAACGGCCGCAACGGCUGGUUCAUGCAAAUGGCCCAGCUUUACAAGGGCGCCAACCGCGGCCGGCUGGAGAGGUUGGGUUUCCCGGACCGGUGGUACGAGGCGUCGGUCACAUCGGCGGUGGCGGAGGACAUGCUCUGCCAGAACGAGAGCCUUUGCUUCGCCGCCAGGGCCGACUGGGAUUUCGAAUCCCUCAAGGACGCGGGCGCUUUGAACGCCAUCCUCAAGCCCGCCCUGCGCAUGCUGCAGGAAAUGGACUCGGUGGGCGCUGGCAACGACAACCGCCAGGCCGGCAUGAUGAAACUGCCGCGGCCGAACAACACGUUCGUGCCCGCACCUGGCGUCCAGGUUGAGGACCCAAACGCGGUGUUCUGGUAG